Molecule: messenger RNA, 996 nt
Organism: Indicator indicator
Lineage: Eukaryota; Metazoa; Chordata; Aves; Piciformes; Indicatoridae
Gene: IER5L
Product: immediate early response 5 like
Exons: 1
Coding region: 1-996 (331 amino acids)
Source: RefSeq, a predicted model, not a curated record
AUGCUGAGGGGCCGGAGGAGGAUGGAGAGCAGCCUCGAUGCGCAGAGUUUGAUCAGUAUUUCCCUGCGGAAGAUCCACAGCUCCCGCACGCAGCGAGGCGGCAUCAAGCUCCACAAGAACCUGCUGGUCUCCUAUGUGCUCCGCAACGCCCGGCAGCUCUACCUGAGCGAGCGCUACGCCGAGCUCUGCCGCCGCCAGCAGCAUUACCCCGACGGAGCCCCGCUGCUCGCCAUGCCCGCCUGCGUGCCGCCCGCCGCCGCCCCGCCGGAGCUGGCGGGGCUCCCGCUGCCCGCCGACACGCAGGACCGCGAAGCGCGGAGCUGCCCGGUGGUGCGGGGCGGUGCGGAGCUGCUGGAGGUGCCGGUGUGCGCGGCACCCCCCGAGCUGCAGCGAGCGCCUUGCAGAGACUCGUCCCCGGGCUUCUACCGGGCCACCGGCAGCGCCGGUCCCGGUGGUGGUGGCGGCGGAGGCGCGCCCCCGGGGCUGCUUUACGCCGCCGGCUGUGACUUCGGGAGCGGCGGGGCCCCGCACUGUAGCAGCCGUACCACGGUGCUGGAUUUGGACACUCACGUCGUGACCACGGUGGAGAACGGGUACUUGCACCAGGACUGCUGCUCGCAGUGCCCCUGCUGCUGCCAGCCGGCACCGGGGCUCGCCUCCCCGCCGCCCACACCGGGCACCAAGCGCAAGUAUUACCCGGGGCAAGAGGAGGAAGAAGAGGAGGGGGUGGAGGAAGGGGAGCCGGGGGGAGGCGGGGUGGCGGGCGGCCCCCCCUUCGUCCCGUGCACCAAACGCGCCCGGUUCGAGGAGUACAGCGCCGAGCACCCCCAGGACUCUAACAACAUCUCCAACUUGAUCUCCAUCUUCGGCUCCGGUUUCACGGGGCUGGUGAGCCGGCAGCAGGCGGACUCGGAGCAGCCCCUGAACGGGCAGCUGUGCGGCAAGCAGGCGCUGGCGAGCCUGGGAGCCUGGACUCGGGCCAUCGUCGCCUUCUAG